AUGUGGGUGGUGGAGAGUCCAAGACGGAGGGCUCGGACCAUAACCAAAAUUGAGUCCACAGAGACAGCUCAGGUGACCGAACCGGAGGCCGACAACACAGAAGUCCAAGCAUUUCAGGUGGUCGACCCGGAGGCCAGCGACAGAGACGCGCGGAAGGCAGCGGUGGUAACAAAACAGGUCCUGAGGCUGGUCGCAGACUUUCUCACAUUUAUCAUGCUGCGCUCUGCGCUGGUGUUGAUGCUGCUGGUCUGCAGUGUUCAGGCUAAUUUUUACAGUAUAGUGGUGAACUACUAUCCACGUGGCAAUGUUUCAACAGGAUCUUCCACUGGCAUCCUUUAUUACAAGUUGGGCUACAGCUCCUGCUUGUAUAGUUUGCCCUACUACAUCGGUGGUCAGACACUUGUUUUAGACAAAGUCGACGAGGAGAGUAGAGGAGAGUGGUGCCAAACUGAAGGAGUUAUCUCUCGGCUUUUUUCCAGCAACUCUAUAUUUUCAAUUCCGGUCUCUGGCUUAAACUGGAUCUUUGGCAUAAAAAAUGGCAUCGUAUCAUUUAAAAUUCAGGCUCUGGUGGAACUGAGGAUCCGCUCUGACAUCGGCAAAGCCAACACAUCACCACAGACCACUAUCAUACCAGCUAUCAGAGUUCCUUCAAACUGUCGGAGAGAUUUCAGCCUGCUGAUGUUUGACCCUGAUGGGGAUCAGGUUAAAUGCAGAUAUGGAAACUCCUCACUCUUUGAGUGUAACGGCUGUGAUCCACCAUCUGUCCUCAGCCUCUCAUCAUCCACUUGUACCCUGUCGUUCGCCCCCACUUCCGACAGUAAUGUGGGCUCCUAUGGAGUACAGCUGCUGAUGGAGGACUUUCCCAUGAAGAACAUCACCAUGACUGGAGUCAAUGGCACAAAAACAACACAAACACCUAACGAUGCUCUCAGCAAAGUACCGAUCCAGUUUGUUCUGAUAGUGGAUCCUCCUGUCUCAUCCUGCACAGAGGGAGACUUUUUGCCCAAAUUCUUGCCUCCAACCCCAAACAACAGAGCUCGGCUCUACACGCCUGUUGAUAAGACUCUGGAAAUCAGCAUCAGUGCAGAGGCACAAAACUCCACGAUCUCUGAGCUGCUGUUCAGCGGACCAUAUGAUGCAAUUCAGAAUAAAACUGGACCAGGAAAGUUCACCCUGACAUGGACGCCGUCUAAAUCACAAGACAAUGACACCCUCCCCUUCUGCUUUGUUGUCCAGGCACUUUCCAAGUCAGUACCUUUUUACAAAUUCAUCCCUUAG
This is a messenger RNA of Neolamprologus brichardi, 1278 nucleotides long. The record is from RefSeq and is a predicted model, not a curated record. Lineage: Eukaryota; Metazoa; Chordata; Actinopteri; Cichliformes; Cichlidae.